AUGGCCUUCAACUUGACACCAUCCCGCCAUGGUCAACCGCGCGUCGUGGAUACAAUAUCGUUCAAGAACAGAUACACAUUCAAGGAAGUCAUUGGGAAGGGAGCAUUUGCAAUUGUGUACAAGGCAUAUGACACUGUUUCAAAGGAAAACAUUGCGGUGAAGCAGGUUGAGCUUCAAGACAAGGAGAGCAUGGAGUCGCUGACGAGUGAAAUCAACCUUUUGACUGUUCUCAACCACAAGAAUAUUGUGAAAUAUAUGGGGUUUGAUCGAACACAUACCACUUUGAAUAUUUUGCUUGAGUUUUGUUCGGGUGGGUCUUUGAGGGACAUGUACAUACGACGUGGAUGUGGACUGGAUGAAGCCGAAAUACUGCGUUAUACGAGGGAAAUGCUGGAAGGAUUACAAUAUCUCCACCACCAAGGAAUUGUGCAUAGAGAUGUGAAGGCUGCCAAUGUGUUGCUUCAUAAAAGUGGUUCUAUCAAGCUGGCUGACUUCGGAGUUUCUUCACGCGUGGAGCACCUUGCAGACUCCAAAACCAGCGGAUCGCCUUAUUGGAUGGCCCCCGAAAUAAUUAGACUUCAAGGCGCUUCUACUGCAUCUGACAUCUGGUCUGUGGGGGCCACUGUGGUAGAGCUGGCCACUACGGUUCCUCCGUUUGGGGAACGACCAGCUUUGGCAGCGUGUCAUGCUAUUGUGACGGAGGAUGUUCCUCCAAUUCCAGAUUCUCUAAGCAAUUAUGGCCGGGAUUUUGUUCUGCAGUGCUUUCAGAAAACACCGCAGCUUAGAUACUCCGCUAAACGUUUGCUUAAGCAUAAUUGGUUUCGAGAAUCCAAAUCAAAGGGAUCUACUGCAGUCCUCCACAAAACUGUAAAGCCCAAUUUGAGGUUUUCAGACUUUGCAGAAUCGGAUGAAGAAUGGGAUAAAGACUUCGAGGGGUUGCUUGAUAACAAAGCUUUCGCAUUGAAAAUGGCAUCUAAGGGUGACAAACAGAAGCAAGCUCCCGUCAACGAUGAAAACAUUGGCAUUAACCAUCCAAAUGAUAGGGACCAUCUUAUAGGAAACUCUUCUCCCUACAAAGACCACGAUGAGGAUCAAGAAGAUGGUUUUGUGGGCAUUUUGGAUGUGUCGAAAUUGAAGAUAACACAGAAAAUGGAUAUGGCACGUUAUCCUCAACAGGAUAACUUUGCAUCAGCUUCUCAGAACUCCGAAUUUGUCGAUGUGGACACAGGUGUCUCAGCCAAAGUAGGAGAGUCUCAAGACGAUCCUUUCAGUAGUUUUGACAGGGAAAUAUCCGAGCCAGAGGUAUCACCAACGAAUAUAGAGGUCCAGAGACAAUUAAGAAAGAUCAUGAUCGGUGACAAGAGUAUAGCCAAGAGGAUCCGCAAACUUCACCACCUCAUAGAGAAGAGUCUUCAAGAGGCUAUGAAGGGUAUUCUCCAAUCUCCCAUGGCCAUUAUUCACCUGAGAGCCAUUUUGGAAUACCCUGAAACGCAGAUCUCGCCGUCCACGAGAUUGCAUUUGGUUUACGUUCUGGUAGCCGUGUUUCAGCAAAAUCAGGACGAGCUGAAAAAGUUUUGCCUCGUUGGAGGUCUGCCUGUGAUGUUCUCCUUAUAUCCAAAUAGGGCUUUCACGGGCCUCGUUGUGACGUUUGGAAAACUCUUAGUUGGUCACUCAGAUCUGCUGAAGAUGUUGGUAUCAAGCAAUUGUCUGACGUAUAUAACACGGUUUUUUGAGGAGGACAUUUCAUCGCCGCCUCAAGGCCCACUUGUCUGCAUCGACUUAAUUCUUGAAUUGCUGGAGUCUGAAUAUCACUAUGUACGGGAUUAUGUUGCCAAUUGUGUGUCAGCUUCGAGCAUUCCGUCUUUUUUCGCUGUCUACCUGGAGUUCUUGGACGCCAAGGGCAACACAGAGUAUGUGGGAAAGCUCAUAAAAAUGUUUUCAUCACUUAUUCAGGUAAACCACCAAGCAAAAGAAGCUCUUGCGGAUGAGGAAGUGUUCACUGGAAUUAUAUGGAACGUCCACAAACUCUCCACGGAUGAUCAAACUAAGGUAAUACGUCUGCUGAAUGCAUACUCGACCAGCCCAACAGCCCAGCUGAAGAUGAAAUCUUCUCCACAAUGUUCAAACAUGCUAGUGAAACUUCUGGAGACAUUUGGAGAUGGCCACACAGGUGCUGUCUAUUCGUUAUUGCAAUUGCUAUACAAUUACUGUCAUGCAGAUGCUGACGCGAUAGAGGAUCUACUGCGUGGUGGGAUUACCAAAGGAUUGCAGAAAGUUCUGAAACAGGACAGCGUGCCUUGCAAGGAAAGCACUAUUCCACUGGUGUGCGAGAUCAUCAGUACUUCAUCUUUGGCCAGACAAGAAUUCAUCAAAACCGGACUGUACGUUCAAGUAUUCGCUAUUCUCAUAGAUCCAAUCUACCAAAUCAACGUGCUUGACGCCCUAGUGAUCUGGAUAGCGGAUACGGGCGUCUCCAGCGCAAUUGAAUCUCGUUUGGUACAGGAAAUAUACUAUUUAGUGGAGGGUUUGGAGCUGCCAUUCAUCUCUAACUAUGACAUAAACCUGGAGAAGGUGCUGACUCUGUUGUCCUACAAAGACAUAAAUGUGACUCUGUUCCGUACACAAUUGACUCGUCACUGGUUCGCGAUGUUCCGGGAAGCCAAACCCGCAGUCCAAAUCGCACUCCUCAAGUGCCUCAGGGCGCUAAUAUUGGCCCAAUUGGGCGAGCCCAGAGAUGAGCUGUUGGUGAAAGAAUUUAAGAUUGAAUGGAACAAGUUGAAAGGCUACACACACGAUUCUGUGAUUGUGUCACAAAUAAUACAAAGCGUAGCAAUAUGA
Messenger RNA from Kuraishia capsulata CBS 1993, 2838 nucleotides. RefSeq lists its product as uncharacterized. Gene Ontology annotation, biological process: protein phosphorylation. The transcript has a single exon. The record is from RefSeq and is a predicted model, not a curated record. The coding region runs from base 1 to 2838 and encodes 945 amino acids. Lineage: Eukaryota; Fungi; Ascomycota; Pichiomycetes; Pichiales; Pichiaceae. Gene Ontology annotation, molecular function: protein kinase activity; ATP binding.